AUGAGAGAGCAAACCUCACCCAGGUUCAAAUCACAGACAGGACUCUUACCAGGCAUGCUGAGGCGCACCAAAUACAGCCGUCUGCGCAACGAUUCGUUGACGUCUCCGGAGGAUCGGCCCCAAAGAACGCUGCCUCUGAAGAGGGACCUUUGCUUAGACUCUGACUUUGCCCAGCUGGAUCCUGGGACGCCUACACGCCACGGGCCGUCCACCCUGAGGGACUUCAUCCCCCGUGUGGCCAACAUCCGUUUGCAAAGUCCCAGUUCCUUGCGGGGCCUGAGGGGACAGAUGACUACAGCUGGAGACAGGACUGCUGAUGGACACACUGACAGACCCCUGUCCAGAGCAGAGUGGGACUCGGGGUCUAAUCAAAGAUUUUGUAGCCAACCUUCCCUCAAUAUGCCCCUAUCGGCUGGCCAAACUCACUCGGCUCUGAGCUGCACAAAGAGACCCAUCACUCUGCAUCGGAUGGCCAGCCUCCCCUGGACCCCCAGCUGUCCUCCUUGCUCGCAACACAGAGACGGCCUGUGCUGUUUGAAGACUUCCUCUGCAGCAGAUGACUGCACAGUGGUGCGGACAGCAAACAGAGCGGUUCACCAUCACAUCAAGUACGUGGGCAGUGUGGAGGUGACCCAGUCCAUGAGAACCCUCGACUUUGAUACAAGAAUGCAAGUCACACGAGAGGCGAUCAGCAGACUGUGUGAGAGGACAUCAGCCAAAACGGCGGUGAAAGCUAAAAGGCCUGUGUGCAAGGGACUGUCAGCUGUUCUGGGUCGAAUCAACCUCCAGUUUUCUGGGAACAGGGUCAUCCUCACCGUCUCCACAGACAGUGUGACUCUGAUCGCUGCCUCCUCCUUACAGAAGAUCGCCCAUCACCCCAUGCAGGCCAUUUCGUUCGCCUCAGGAGGAGACCCAGACAUGGCAGAUUACAUUGCUUAUGUUGCCAAGGACCUCUUCAAUCAGAGAGCAUGUCACAUCCUGGAGUGUCCCCAUGGUCGAGCCGGUGAGGUUAUCAACAGCAUCGGUCAGGCCUUCGAGACACGUUUUCGCCAGCUUCUCAGCCACGCGCCAUCGCUCCUGUCCACCAGUCCCAGGCCAGCGGUGAGACUCUGUCGUAAAUGGAGCCCAGAGGAGACAACAACAGACCAAAAGGCCAAACAGGAGGUCGAGGUCGGCGAGCAUCGUGACUACUACAACCUGAUCCCAGGGAAGACGCCGCCCGCUGGUGGACUAGAGGACCUGCGGGUCACAAGGGAGGAGAGCAAACGGGAUGCUGACACUCCGGGGGUUUGUUCGUCUCAGCCUGUUUCACUGUAUGAGAACUGCUCCAUCACAGAAGAAACUGCAGCUCCACCUGCAGUUAUAACUCCAUCUGUGGAAUCUGAGCUCAGUGCUGAACAGCGCACUCCUCUCCCUGAGACACGGAUCCAGGACCUGAUCCAGGAGGAGGGCUGGUUCCAUGGCAGGUUGGGGAGAGAGCAGGCAGAGUCGCUCCUCACCUGCAGCGGGGAUUUCCUGGUCAGGGAGAGCAGCUCCGCCUCUGGUCAGUAUGUCCUCAGUGGUAUGGAGGGAGCCACCGUGCGCCACCUGCUGCUGGUCGAUCCACACGGACAGGUGCGGACCCGCGAUCAGGUGUUUCUGAGUGUCGGUCACCUGGUGCGUUUCCACAUGGAGAACCAGAUGCCCAUCGUGUCUGGAAGCAGCGAGCUGUGUCUGAAACAGCCAGUCCUGCAAAGACAUUAACACACACAUAUUCAUGGACUGUCACAUGUGUACUUUCGCCUUCAGCAGCGGCUCUCAGUGCUUUUUUGGAGGCUCAAUGUGCACAAUUCAACACUUUCAGCUCAUUAAACAUGUUGAAUCAACCAGGUCCUGUCAACAUGUGAGAUAUAACUUCCCUGAAAAUCUUAUUAUUCAGUCAUUAAAGAACAUAUAUUGUUCAGCAUAUGUGUGGAGAACUGUUUGAUUCGUCCUAACACUUGUGCACACUGUGCCUCACCCUGUAUUGAGAACAGCUGCUGGCCUGCAGAACAUCCUGUCUCUGUCUCUCAGGCUGAAUUUGCUGGUGUUU
Molecule: messenger RNA, 2071 nt
Organism: Chelmon rostratus (copperband butterflyfish)
Lineage: Eukaryota; Metazoa; Chordata; Actinopteri; Chaetodontiformes; Chaetodontidae
Product: SHC-transforming protein 1-like
Exons: 13
Coding region: 1-1743 (580 amino acids)
Biological process (GO): cell surface receptor protein tyrosine kinase signaling pathway; intracellular signal transduction
Cellular component (GO): plasma membrane
Molecular function (GO): receptor tyrosine kinase binding
Source: RefSeq, a predicted model, not a curated record